AAUAUUCAUAGUAAAGCAUAAAAACGCUGAAGCUGAAGUAAGAUUUAGAACAGCCAACAAGCGUCAAUCCACCAUCACCACCAAUCAGUACCACCAUGGCAGCUCGCUCCCUCCUCUUCCAUCUCCGACGAAAAAGCAUCACUACUAAUAGCAGAACCAAAAUCGAGUUGAAAUCUCUUGCUUUCAGUUCAACAUCCGACGCUUUGAGAAAUGAAACCCUAGAACAUGAAGAUUCAUCUCCUCAAUUUCCCGACGAUUUAAAGAGUCGAAUCUUCCGCCUUCGACUCCCUAAAAGAAGCGCCACUAAUAUCAUCCAGAAAUGGGUCAAUGAGGGUAAUUCCGUCACUCUCCCUGAACUCCGACACAUUUCAAAAGAGCUCCGUAAAUCUCACCGUUAUAAGCACGCUCUUGAGAUAACAGAGUGGAUGGUUUCUGAUAGUGAACUUGAGUUAUCUGAUUCUGACUAUGCUGUUCGUCUCGAUCUGAUGACAAAAGUAUUUGGUAUUGAUGCCACUGAGAGAUAUUUUGAAGGUCUUCCGCAUGAUGUUAAAACAAGUGAAACGUACACAGCUCUACUCCAUUCUUAUGCAAGUGCUAAGUUAAUUGACAAAGCCGAGGAACUUUUUCAGCGAAUGAAAGAUUCGGGUUUAUCCUUCUGUGCCAUUACCUACAAUGAGCUGAUGACUCUGUACAUGUCUAUGGGUCAAGUGGAGAAGGUUUCUUUAGUUAUUGAAGAACUGAAAAACCAAAAGGUUGCUCCAGAUCUCUUUACUUAUAACCUUUGGGUAAGUUCUUGUGCUGCAACUCUCAACAUUGAAGGUGUGAGAAACAUUCUUUCUGAGAUGAGCCAGGAUCCUAAUUCGGAUGAUGGUUGGGUUAGGUAUCGAAACCUUGCUAACAUUUAUGUGACAACGGGCCAACUUACCUCUUCUGGUGCUAGUUCUCUUGUAGAAGCUGAGAAGAGUCUUACUCAGAGAGAAUGGAUUUCCUAUGAUUUUCUCAUCAUAUUGCAUACUAGUUUGGGAAACAAGGAUAUGGUUGACCAAAUAUGGAAAUCUUUGAGGAUGACUAAGCAAAAAAUGAUUGGUCGCAAUUAUGUGCCUAUUUUAUCUUCAUAUUUGAUAUUAGAGCAUAUGAAAGAAGUUGGAGAAGUCAUAGAUCAAUGGAAGAAUUCUACAACUUCAAUUUUUGACAAUUCCGUUUGUGAUAGAUUGGCAGAUGCUUUUGUUGAAGCUGGAUUUACAGAAAGAGCUGAAGCUUUCCGCUCACUCUUGAUCGAAAAAGAUGAUGCCGUUGAUGAAUCGAAAUAGGCAUAGCAUUGAUAUAUGCGCGGGGCUUUAAACUCCGCCUGAUCACAGUUUUGAUAUUAGCCCGACAGAUUUCAGAAACUUUUAACAAGAAUAUCCAGCUGAUGAAUUGUCACUAAUAAUUUAUACCUCUUGUAACAAAAUGGUUGAUCGUGAUUUUCUAUAUUAUUGGAAGAAUGGUUGAAGCUGUAUGUGUUUAAAGGGGUCGAGGAUCAUGCUUCGCUAUCAUAUCAGAAAAUUCCCGUCAUUAAUAUGCUAAGACAUUUGGGUGUACCAACUAGAAGAAAUUUCGUACACUAGUUGAUCAAACUUUUGAAGGAAGUGAUUUGGUGAACAAAAUGUCAAUCUUUCCUCUUUACUAAAGAAUAGAGAUUAUAUGUGACGAAAAGUUUUGGUAGUAAUGUUUGGUUGAAUUUCCUUUGA
This is a messenger RNA of Beta vulgaris subsp. vulgaris (sugar beet), 1730 nucleotides long. Its product is annotated as pentatricopeptide repeat-containing protein At5g09450, mitochondrial. The record is from RefSeq and is a predicted model, not a curated record. The coding region runs from base 96 to 1310 and encodes 404 amino acids. NCBI's taxonomy places the organism in Eukaryota, Viridiplantae, Streptophyta, Magnoliopsida, Caryophyllales, Amaranthaceae. Gene Ontology annotation, molecular function: protein binding. The transcript is spliced from 3 exons. Gene Ontology annotation, cellular component: mitochondrion.